AUGUUUCAGAGGCCGACCGGAGACCAGGAGGAUGAGCCCCUGGUGCCUGGAUGGAGAGGGUUUCUCUCUAGUGUGGGUCUGUCCCUUCCUGCCUCAGUGUGUCGUCUGGCCCCUCCAGGUUUGCGUCUCGGGCAUCGCCGAAUGCUCCAGGGAAAAGCCCCGGACGUCCCUGAGCACGUGCUGAGGCUAGCAGGGGUCGGCCCAGACAAGCUCAGGGCGGAGUGGAACUUACCAGGCUUCAUCACCAUGUUCCUGCCGGAGUUCCCACACAGGACUGUGUCUGGACAGGAGCAUUUUCAAGUCAUGAGUUAUAUUGCCAAAGGCUCAUUUGGACCUAUUCUGAAAGUGAAGGACAAAGUACAACACAAAACCUAUGCUGUGAAGGUGAUCCCUAAGUCAGAAAUCCUGAGACUUGGUGUGUUGGAACAGUCCAAGGAAGAAGUGAUUGUUCAGCGUCAGGUUCAUCAUCCAUUUGUCCAUGACCUCCAGGACUGCUGGCAGACUCAGCGCCACCUCUACAUUAUGUGUGACUACUGCAGCACUGGGGACCUCUACACUUACUGGCAAAUGAACGGCCAAUUUUCAGAAGAUACUGUCAGAGUAUUUGCUGCAGAACUGGGCUGUGCUCUGGGUUUUCUGCAUGACAUUGGAGUCAUCCAUCGAGAUGUGAAGAUGGAGAAUAUCUUGCUUACAGACAAUGGACACCUCCGUUUAGCUGACUUUGGUUUGUCCCGUCGCCUGGAGAGAGGAGGGAGAGCCUUCACUAUUUGUGGAACUAUACAAUACAUGGCUCCAGAAGUGCUGAGUGGUGGGCCCUAUAACCAUGCAGCUGAUUGGUGGUCUCUGGGAAUCCUGAUUUCCUCAUUGGUUACUGGGAAGUUUCCCGUGCCACCCGAACCUGACCACUGCAGCAUGUUAAGAAAAGUUAGACAUUUUCCAUAUGAAAUGCCCCUCAGCUUUAGUCCUCCACUGGCCUUGCUCAUCUCAGAGCUUCUCUGCAAGAGUCCUAUUCGUAGACUAAGAACUCUGGAUCGAUUUAAACGACAAGGGUUCUUCCAUGGGAUGAGUUUUGACCUUGCCCUUAUGCAGCGGGAGCCUGUGGAGGUGAUCCUGAAACUGAGGGAGAGGCCAGACCGAGCAGCCAAAGCUCGCAGAGGCCUCACUCUGUCUUUGCAGCCACUAAAAGGUUUUGAUUACGACGCACUGCUCAGCCCAGACACUCCAGACACUCAGGACAACAGUACCCAAACCCGCACAACGAUAGCUCUACCGGGACCACCAUUGCAACCUGCUCAGGAAAAGGGUCCUCGCCGAGAAAUUUUUGUAUAAAGCACUUUGUGUUUACUAUAAAUAUGCACUAAAGGCCUAUGUAUAAUCACACACAUCCUCACUCUUACUCAAAACCGCAGUGCACUUUUUUUCUGUAAUGCACUAAGGUAAUUUUAUAUUCUAU
Molecule: messenger RNA, 1453 nt
Organism: Periophthalmus magnuspinnatus
Lineage: Eukaryota; Metazoa; Chordata; Actinopteri; Gobiiformes; Gobiidae
Gene: rskrb
Product: ribosomal protein S6 kinase related b
Exons: 12
Coding region: 1-1329 (442 amino acids)
Biological process (GO): protein phosphorylation
Molecular function (GO): protein serine/threonine kinase activity; ATP binding
Source: RefSeq, a predicted model, not a curated record